GUUAUGGUUUUAAGUCUUUUCCCCUUUUUGUAUCCAGGACAAAGCCGGAGGCAAACCCGUGGGAGGAAAUGUUUGCAUAACUCCAAGGAGACCAGACAGUGAAAAUGUCAGCCCUCAACUGGAAGCCCUUUGUGUAUGGAGGGCUGGCCUCCAUCACAGCGGAAUGCGGCACAUUUCCAAUUGAUUUAACUAAGACACGGCUCCAGAUUCAAGGCCAAACAAAUGACGCCAACUUUCGAGAAAUCCGGUAUCGAGGAAUGUUGCACGCGCUGAUGAGGAUAUGCCGAGAAGAAGGGCUGAGGGCACUCUAUUCAGGGAUUGCCCCCGCAAUGCUGCGCCAGGCUUCCUACGGAACCAUCAAGAUUGGCACUUACCAGAGCUUGAAGCGAUUAGCUGUGGAGCGGCCAGAAGAUGAAACCCUGCUGAUCAAUGUUGUGUGUGGAAUCCUCUCUGGAGUCAUAUCCUCGGCUAUUGCUAAUCCAACUGAUGUUUUGAAAAUCCGAAUGCAAGCACAGAACAGCGCAGUUCAAGGAGGAAUGCUAGGCAACUUCAUUAACAUUUACCAGCAGGAAGGGACGAGAGGACUGUGGAAGGGCGUGUCCCUCACAGCUCAGAGGGCGGCCAUUGUUGUCGGCGUGGAGCUGCCAGUCUAUGACAUCACCAAGAAGCACCUGAUACUCUCAGGCCUGAUGGGAGACACUGUCUCUACGCAUUUUCUCUCAAGCUUUACCUGUGGUCUGGUGGGGGCCUUGGCCUCCAACCCAGUUGAUGUUGUGAGAACCCGCAUGAUGAAUCAGAGAGACCUUCGAGAUGGCAGGUGCUCUGGCUACAAGGGUACCUGGGAUUGCCUGUUGCAGACAUGGAAGAACGAAGGGUUUUUUGCUCUAUAUAAAGGUUUUUGGCCAAAUUGGUUACGCCUUGGUCCUUGGAAUAUCAUCUUCUUUUUGACAUAUGAGCAGCUGAGGAAACUGGACCUGUGAUUAGGCCAUGCUACACACGACGUUCUUCUGAAAAACCCAGCUUUCAUGAUGGUAGAACCUCCUGUGCUUCUGGCUACUUCUCACUGCACAGCUCAUCACAGCCUCUGGGAUGGGAGAGACGGGCGAAGACCGGGCUCUUCAGGUUGCCAUGCAUUGGCGCUGGGUGGCUUUUCAUCUGUGUUCAGAGCCCAGAGCACAACACCUGCUCACUGGCCGUUAGCAUCGAAGUGCCCUUUGACAUCCAAGAUAAUGUACAUAAUACACCUUUCUUGCUGUAGAAAACUUGUAAGGAUCAGAACCGUGUGCCGUUUCCUUCCUGGAGAGCAGCCUUGCUGCC
Messenger RNA from Acomys russatus (golden spiny mouse), 1317 nucleotides. RefSeq names its product solute carrier family 25 member 30 (gene Slc25a30). The coding region runs from base 105 to 980 and encodes 291 amino acids. NCBI's taxonomy places the organism in Eukaryota, Metazoa, Chordata, Mammalia, Rodentia, Muridae. The transcript has 9 exons. The record is from RefSeq and is a predicted model, not a curated record. Gene Ontology annotation, biological process: transmembrane transport.